UGAUGGUGACAGUGAUGGUGGUGGUGAUGGUGGUGAUGGUGACGAUGGUGGUGAUGGUGAUGAUGCGGUGAUGGGGAUGCAGGUGAUGCCGAUGCUGGUGAUGGGGAAGGAGGUGAUGCUGAUGCCGGUGCCGGUGCUGCCACCUCGAGCCGUGCCCCCAGCGCCUCCUCAGCCCCGCCGCACGGCCGGGCUCCAGGUGCCACCUCCCGGGCGGCCGCGGCACUGCACGGCGCCGGGGCCCCGCUCUGCUCCGGGGCUCCCCCGGGCUGGGGGAGCCCGGCUCGCCCCUGCUGAGGCUGGGAGCACCCCAGCACCCCACGGUUCCUCGUUUGGCCCCGCCGAGCCAGCGCUGCCCGUGAAUCAGAGGCUGCCUCGGGCAUGUUGUGGAGCCACGGUGCCAGCUCGCCCGUCCGUCACCGCUCGUGGGAGCAGUGGGAAGAGGAGCCCGAAGGCAGUGCCCAAAAAAGGGUGCUCAGCAGUCUCUCUUCUCCUCUCAGCCCCUCUUCUUCUCCGUUUUCCCAAGUGCCAGGCGAGGUCAGGGUGGGCGUUCAGUUACCUCACUUGCCCUGCCUGGGGAAACCGAGGCACGGGCUCUGCUCCCCCGGCUGGGAGGCCGCUGCGGGGACACCAGGGAAAACAUCACGGGGCUGCUUGGAAGGGGAAGUGCUGGAGGCCGUGCAGAGACACGUGGCCAUCCCAGGGGAGACCCAACAGGAAGCAAAACUCAUGGGGAAUUUUGCUGGAGAUUCUAGAGGAAUUUGGGUGAUUCUCCAAAGCAGCCGCCAAGGGGCUCUCCAGGAAGGGGCCGGGCACCCAGCGGGGGAACAAUGUCUGCUAAAGUGGCUGCACGAAGCGGUCGGGGUUUUGGAGUCCUGGCAAACGACCGUGGCUGCUUUUUUUCAGUUUCCCAGGCUGGUUUAAAAAAGGUCUUGCUUCUCCCCACGGGCCUUCCCCCUCCUAAUCUGGGUGUGUGAAAGGGCACCUCGCAGCGAGGCAGGGAGAUAAGCGCUGCAGAGAGCCACAACUUCACACCAGCGGCCUUGAACAGAGCCACUCCGCUCAGGAGGGAAGAUAAAGCCCGGAUCGUUUUAGUGCUGUUUUAAAUCCUUUUUUACAGACCGAAAGAGAAAGUCUGCAGGUGAUGGAGGAACCCCUUGGUGAACUGAAAACCUCUGCCCCGAGCAGAGGUUGCAAAGCCUGGAGCACAACCUGCAGGCAACGGUUGUUGCUUACGGCAGGAUUUCUUAAUCAGUGUCCUUCAAAACAAAUGCCAGCACCAUUUUUGCUGAACCAUACACAUUGCUGAACAGGGAAAUGAAGGAACUGCAGGAAACGGACAGAGAUAGGGAGAGCAAAGCCUUGAAGCUGGUAUUUAUUGGGCACGGUGAGGAUGGGAGCGCUGCCAAGGUAGCCCUUGGGCUGGUGGUGCUUUCAGCACGGAAGGCUUCUCCCAGCAAAGGUUUGUGGCUGUCCCAGGACAUGGACGUCUCAGCUGGACCCGCUCACCCCUGGCCUGGAUGGAGCAAGCGCUGGCCGCCUGGCCGAGCGCAUCAGCGGCUCGAGUGCUGCGCGGCUUCUGCCAUCAGGAAGCAGCGAGGGGGUCGCAACCCCUGCCCACGCAGUUGCACAACGCCCAGCGCCUCCAGUGCCUGCACCAGCCCAGCUAAUGGCUCAUCGCCCGCUGCUUUCCAGCUCCUCACACUGGUCAUCACCUGCCCCCAGACGGCUGGCCAGACCGCUCAGCUUCUUCCUCAACGCCUCCUUUCCCCUCACAUGGACACAGCCCCCUCUCCGGCUGCUUUGUCCUCUCCCAAGGACACGGCUCGGUGCGCAGGAGAGCAGCCAGGACUUGCAGCUUGGCACUGCACCAAGCAGAUCUCCCACCCACGCAGGACCGGCCUCUCCCCUGCUGCCUUUUCCUCCAGCCCUCCCCGCUGAGCCUGUAGCACGCAGCCGUCCCUCACCCUCCGCCAGGCGCUCCUGGGUGCACACACCAAAGAGCUGACUCUAAAAUUCAGCGUUGUCAGCUGCUGUCAGCACUGAGCUCCUGGUUUUCCACCUGUGCACCCAUCCAUGCAUCUGUGCACCCCUGCAUCCAUCCACCCACACAUCCAUGCACACAUCCAUCCACCCAUCCAUCCAUCCAUCCGUACACCCAUGCAUGCAUCCACCCCUGGGUGUGCGCCUCCCAGGUCUGCAUUUGUGCCCCUCGCCGCGGCCCCCCGGGGGCUGGGGCCAACCCGGGUCCCCAGCCAGGUCCUUGGCGAGGGGCGGUGGAGGAGGAGGAGGAGUAAGAGGAGAAGAAGGAGGAGGAGGAGCCGGGAGGCAGCGCUCCGCCCGCGGCGCCGGCCCGAGGCGCGCCGGAGACCGGGGAGCCGAGGACAAAAGGGCGCGGAGCCAUGAAGCUGAACGAGCGGAGCCUGGCGUUUUACGCCACCUGCGACUCCCCCGCCGACAACGCCGGCUUCCUCUACAAGCGGGGCGAGCGGCACACGGCCUACCACCGGCGCUGGUUCGUGCUGAAGGGCAACAUGCUCUUCUACUUCGAGGAGCGCGAGAGCCGCGAGCCGGUGGGCGUCAUCGUGCUGGAGGGCUGCACGGUGGAGCUCUGCGACUCGGCCGAGGAGUUCGCCUUCGCCAUCCGCUUCGGCGGCACCAAAUCCCGCACCUACGUGCUGGCGGCCGAGAGCCAGGACGCCAUGGAGUCGUGGGUGAAGUCGCUGUCGCGGGCCAGCUUCGACUACAUGCGCGUGGUGGUGCGGGAGCUGGAGAAGCAGCUCGAGGAGAUGCGCUGGGGACUGGCUGCCGGCCGCCCGUGCUGCCGGCACGCUCCUGCUGCCUGGAAGCCGCAGCCCUCAGGGCCGGAGCAGUCCCAGGAGCGGCUGCCAGCUCUGCCCGCCGUGCCGCCGAAGGAGAACGGCUGCGCGGUGUGGAACAACACUCCAGGCACCGACCGGCUGCCCGAUGCCACCAGCUGUGACGGCAGCGAUGAUGACACCAACCCGCGGCCACCGCCGUUGCCACCGCGCAGGCGGGCGUCCAGCGGCGAGCCGGGCAGCACCGGGGCUGCCACAACCGAGAGCUCCUCCGCUUUCUGCCGGCUCCACGAGCGGUACGGCCGGGAGGUGGCCCGGCUGCGGCAGGACUGGCUGAAGAGGCAGCGUGACCACCAGCCCUGAGACGUGGUCGGGCCCUGGCGGCCCGUCCCGUACCCUCGGUGCCACCUGGGAUGCGCAGCCCCUGCGGAUUUCAUUUGGAAACACACACUGAACAAGGUCUGCUGGGAGCUCCUGAUGCUCCUGCGGGGGGGUUAUGCACCCGCGAGGAUUUUGGGGAGGGUUCGGAUGGGUGUUUCGCUGCUGGGGGGGGGCCUGUGCCGCCUUCCCCACCCUGAUCUCAGAUGAGUUCCCUUGCAUCCCUCUGCUCCGGCAGGAUGUGGUUUGAAGAACGAAAACAUGGGCGCACGCAGGCCUUCCCCAGUGACAGCACAGCACGCAGCGGCCACCAUGCAGCCGGUGCCACCGGGGGGCUUGUGCGCUGCCGGCAGCCUUGCAGGGACUGGGGUCCUCCGCAGCACGCUGCUCAGAUUCACCGUGCUCCCGGCCACGUCCCUCAGGGCUUCGGGACGGAUAUUUCAGGGCAGGGCAUCGUCCGUGGGCUGGCUGACAAAGGGGAAGCAUCGCGGUGCCGAACAGGAACGUAUGUGUCAGCGGUGGAGGGUGUCGAGUGAUUCAUGUGCCGAAGCAGAGCGUGGCCACCGCCGGCGGUUCGUGGGUCUCCUGCAGACGUUUCUCUGCUGUUUCCCCAGCGGUUUGCACCAGCACCAACACCGCGGGCACAGGGGCAGGGUGACACCCCAGUAUCCAGCUACCCGGUGUGGUGUGUACAUUUAUGUGGAUGGUGUGUUUGCGUUAAUUUCUGGGCACGGCCCUUUCCUGUGCUUCGGACACAAGGGACGGUGCUGCAGCCGGGUGUUGCACCAGCUUCUCCUGUGCUGCCUCUGCUGAAUCCCUCCCCUCGGGGUCCGCCCCCAGAUCUGGGGAAAGAAGCACUGGCAGCACCUGGGGUUUGGCUGGGUGGCUCCGUCUCAGUCUCCCUCUGCCUUCCCAGAACUGGCUCGUGUUUUUCCUACAAUAAACAGUUUCAGAAUUUCCCUCCUA
This is a messenger RNA of Cygnus olor (mute swan), 4160 nucleotides long. RefSeq names its product PH domain containing endocytic trafficking adaptor 1 (gene PHETA1). Gene Ontology annotation, biological process: endosome organization; receptor recycling; retrograde transport, endosome to Golgi. The record is from RefSeq and is a predicted model, not a curated record. NCBI's taxonomy places the organism in Eukaryota, Metazoa, Chordata, Aves, Anseriformes, Anatidae. The coding region runs from base 2400 to 3179 and encodes 259 amino acids. The transcript has 2 exons. Gene Ontology annotation, cellular component: early endosome; recycling endosome; trans-Golgi network.